Messenger RNA from Mercenaria mercenaria, 1134 nucleotides. RefSeq lists its product as uncharacterized. Gene Ontology annotation, molecular function: nucleic acid binding. The record is from RefSeq and is a predicted model, not a curated record. Gene Ontology annotation, biological process: DNA integration. Lineage: Eukaryota; Metazoa; Mollusca; Bivalvia; Venerida; Veneridae. The transcript has a single exon. Bases 1 to 1134 code for a protein of 377 amino acids.
AUGAUUGAAUCAGUUCACCAAGGUCACAUGGGUACACAGAAAUGUAUAUCAAGAGCAAGAGAUGUCAUGUUUUGGCCCGGAAUGACCCAACAAAUUACUAACUUUGUGUUAGCAUGCCCAAUAUGUAACAAAUAUAGACGUUCUAAUACAAAAGAACCAUUAACGCCCCAUGAAAUACCACAAAGGCCAUGGCAAAACAUUGCUGUUGACUUAUUUUCUUUUGAUGGAAAUGACUACUUGGUUACAACAGAUUAUUACAGCAGAUUCUUUGAAGUUGAUACCCUUCCAAAUACCCAAAGUAUCACCAUCAUUAGGAAGUUAAAAGUCCAUUUUGCUCGUUACGGAAUUUGCGAAAAAUUGGUAAGCGACAAUGGUCCGCAGCUGUCAUUAGCACUAUUUGCCGAUUUUGCAAAUGAGUGGGGAUUUUCGCACCAGACAUCAAGCCCUCUUCAUCCUGCUAGUAAUGGAUUAGCAGAAAAAACUGUGUCCAUUGUCAAGCGUUUAUUCCAAAAAGCUAAGGAAAGUAAGAAAGACCCUUACAUAGCUAUACUAGGAUAUAGAAAUACUCCAUUAGAUUGUGGGUAUUCCCCUUGUCAGUUGUUGAUGGGAAGGAGAACAAGAUCUAUCCUACCUAUAACAAAUAAACAACUUGAACCGAAAACAAUCAACCCAGAAGAAGUUCGUGAUAAAAUACAAAAGGCCAAAAAGAAACAAAAAGGUUAUUAUGACAGACAAACAAAGCCCUUACCUCCACUUCUAAUAAAUGAGUAUGUACGAGUUCAAAUGGGAAAAAUCUGGAAACCCGCCAAGGUUAUUGAGAAGCACGAUGACCACUCUUACUCAGUACAAACUCAAGAUGGAGCUAUUUACCGCCGUAAUAGGCGAGUAUUGAAUAAGACCAAGGAAAGAUUCCCAGAUAUUACAGAAUUCGCGCCAAAUAUUUUAGCUGGAACUUCAAAAUUUUCCACUGAGAUAAAUAACCCUUGUGGAACCUCCACAGAAAAUGCUGACCAUUCAAAUGUUCCCAGCCUACCUAGGCUACAUUCCCAGACCCCUUAUGUAACACGAUCAGGUAGAGAGAUAAAACCGAACAGACAGUAUGCUAACGAGAAUUGGAUUACUGAUAGCAAAUAG